CGUAUUAUAUUAUGUAGACUUAAGUGUGUAUUGUACUGUCAUUUCAUCACGUAGUUUAUAAGAGUAAAGCCUUGCGUCAGAAGUAUCUCUGGCAGGUUCGGUAAGCUGUGCGAGUUACUGAUCCUUAGUGCAUGGCAUCGUUUUUGGGAAUCACGAUUGAACUAUAUAUCGAUAAGUCAUAUUUUACAACACAGACAUUAUGAAACAAAAAAAGAAACUAAAAACAACAUCGGCGUAUGGUAUGGAUACAUACAAUACCUGUAUUUUCUAGACUAUAAAAGUGAUUAGUACUGUAUUUUCGUAAUGUUUCAAUAUAUAUAUACCUAUAUGUAUAGUAUAUUAUAUAUUAAUAUAUCCUAUAUAUAUAUGUAUAUACUAAAAUAUUGGUUUACUGUACAGUAUGAGAAAAUAUUGUGGCAGAUCGACAUGCCUUUAAAAUAUAAUUCCAACCGAAGUAUUCAUAGCUCAUGAAAGUGUAUUGAUAUACAGCGUUACAAUAUGUACAGAUAUAUCUACAUUUACUAUAAUUAGAAUUUGAAUAAAUGUUUCUUCAUGCAACCUUUCAGAUACAAAUGAUAUAUAUGUGUGAGGUUGGACGUAUAUUGUAACAAAUCGUUGACGAUUUUUGUUCUGUCGAACCUUUGUUAGGCUCAUCGCGUUUGUGUAUUAAGCGUCCUGCUACCAUAUUUUGCGUGUUUGGCUAUCGUUAUACAAUUUUUUAUCAUCCGCGUACAUUUUGCCGCAAAACUUAUGGCUUAUCGAUUAGUAACAUUAUCUGUUUUUCAUUAAACAAAAGUUUUCGUCAUAUUAGAUAUGACCAAAUCUCGCGCGCCUUUAUGUUAUAUACAUACCUCCCGCUGCCAUCGUCGGAUAGAGAGUGAAGUUGUGUGAACGUUGCGCUGCUGUUGAGUGGUCGAAUUUGGUUUGCAGUAAUUUGACAAAAUAGGAAGAACGGAGAAAUUCAAGGUUGAUAUUACGCGAGGCGCUUUGCGAUUCCCACGAAGACCUUUUCAACGUCUAAAGAUGGCGAGAAAAUCGAGAUCAAAAAAGAAGCUCCUCCUCCAAAAAUCAGGGGACGUCGUUAAAACCCCAAUACCGAUACCAAAUUUACCGGAGAAAUUUUUGUGGAUGCACGUGAACAGCGGUACCAAAAUAAAAAACGUACUAAGCUACGCUCUGAAGGAAAUACCCGGAUACAAUUGUAUCGUCUGGUCAGGUGCGGGUCAAGGGAUAGGUAAGGUGAUUACCUGCGCCGAAAUUUGCAAGAGAAAUCAUCCAAGUCUUCAUCAAAUCACGAAGCUUCGUUAUGUCAAAUCGAAAAAGGCUGCAGUGGUAGAGAAAAGCAAAGGUAACAUGGCUGAUCUCGGUGUUCCAGAGCUACAUAUUUUGCUGUCGAAGGAUCCUCUCGAUUCCCGGGAGCUUGGUCAUCAGUCGUCGAUCGACGAACCAGGAAUGUUUUCGUCGCGUCGUUCGGACCCAAAAACUUCCGGUGAAAAUGAUCAGCAAGAUUCUGAUACCGUCGUUAUUGACGGUAUAAGGGAGCUACAACCGUCGACGAGCAAGUUAUCGAGCGUAGCUACAGAGGAAUUUGCAGCUAUGGGUUUACGAACCGCGCAGAAGAGACCCCGUAAAGGACAACGGACGAGUGAAACGUCGUCGGGUAGCAAGAGUAGAAAGAAGGGGAAAGCAUGAAUGCCGAGAAAAUUGUCAUUUUCUUCUCUUUUUUUCUGGUAGAAAUUUUUAUUUUUUUUUUGCCUACCAUUGGUAAUAAUAACAAUAACAAUAACGAUAAGAAUUGCUGUUAUUUUUAUUAUUAUUAUUAUUAUUAUUAUUCCUGGAAGUAAUUACAUACGAGGAUGUAAUAUUCUGUCAUUACAGUUUUGCUAUUCAAUAUUACAUUAUUGUUGUUCUUCUUUUCUUCUUUCUCUUAUUAUCAUUACAAUAGUAGUAGGUAUAAUUCUAAUAAUUAAUUUCAUACACCAUUGUCAUCAUUAGUUCAUAUUUACAGAUUGUUAUGUACAGUGUAUUUAAUUGUUACAGUAUUUCUUUUUUCUUUCCUUUGUGGUUUUUGUAUUUUUGAAUUUUUUUUCUGUCACUUCGUUUCAUUACGGUACAUCAGUUAUUAUCCGUGUGUAACUCUGUGUGUAUGUAUGUAUGUAUGUAUGCAUAUAUGUAUGUGUGCACGCACCAAAGAGAAUAAGAUUCAAUGGAGAACAGAAUUCUUACAGGAUCGUAAAUCCGCGCCCAUUAUAAUUCAUAUAUGUAUAUUAAUAAUGAAACACUGAUGAUUUAUAAAAAACAAAUUCAUAAAUAAAUUCUGUAUAUCUUCAUCCUGACGAUGUAUGUAUAUUAUUAUAUUAUGUAUACACAACACAACACAACACGCACACACACGCGCACACAUGUGUAUAUACAUACAUCCAUACAUCGUCGUCAUUUAUGUUUCUAUGAUGUAAAGGUAUACCUAAUAGUAAUCUAUGGGAUCAGGCUGCGGAUUAUUAGUAAAUUCACUACAUCAGCUAUUGUUACAUACACAGUUUACACAUGCAUAUAAAGUAUCAUUUCAAUUCGAUAUUAGAAAAAAGACUCUGUGCUUUUCAUAUACAUAUAUGAUAUAUAUGAAUAUGUAUAUAUGUGUGUGCAUAUAAUUCAUCUGCUAUAUUGCUUUUGGUCGUAAGUAUAUAGUUUCGCUUUUUUCUUACCAGUCAAAAUUUUUGCCUCGAUUUAGGCUGUAAAAAAAUCGAUAGGAAACAUUGUUUACACUAGGCAAUUGAUUGAAUUAUACAUGUAUAGAAACGUUGAUCUUACAU
This is a messenger RNA of Neodiprion fabricii, 2810 nucleotides long. RefSeq names its product ribonuclease P protein subunit p25-like protein (gene Rpp25). Gene Ontology annotation, cellular component: ribonuclease MRP complex. The coding region runs from base 1024 to 1692 and encodes 222 amino acids. The record is from RefSeq and is a predicted model, not a curated record. Gene Ontology annotation, molecular function: RNA binding. Gene Ontology annotation, biological process: tRNA 5'-leader removal. Lineage: Eukaryota; Metazoa; Arthropoda; Insecta; Hymenoptera; Diprionidae. The transcript is spliced from 5 exons.